CGAGCCUGUUUGGAGAGUCGCGGGAAAUUGGAAGUAAAUCGAUCCCCGUCUGAUCGAACAUCAAAAUGAAAUUUACAUGGACACCCCAGCAGAGUCACUGGGCGAGUGAGCAGGAUGGAGGACAAUACUCUGCACUGUGAGGAGCAGCUGAAGACUACACUGCACUGUGACGACAAGGAGAAGCUGCGCAGGAAGUUGGCUCUGUUACAAAGGGAAUAUCUCAGGACAGCCCAGAAACUACAGCGUGCUGAGCGUUUGGAUGCAGUGCGGAAACAUGUGAGGAGCAGGAUCACACAACAGAACAACCAGGACCAGAGAGACCCAGAGGUGACAUCUGACCCCUAUCCCAACCCGUCGACAUCUUCACCCACACUGGUCACUCGCAAUGGGACAGCUCCAGGUGUACCUCAGCGUCAGGAGAACACUGGACGGCCAGCAGACUCUGAUGGCUCCAGAAUCAGGUUCCUGCUCCCCACCGAUGUCACUUGCCCGUCGACCCCAGACUCAGGCCAUGACGCAGCCAGAUGCCACAGACCCAAUCCCGCCCUGCGCCUCAGGUCACGAAGCAGCCGCCUUCGCUGGGAAAGGAGGAGUGCCGAGGCCGGCAGGAGCACAGACAACAGCGAGGAAGGACAGGAGCAGAGUGAGAGGAUGGAGGGUGGAACAGAGAGAGACGAGGAGACGGUUAAAUCGGAGGGAACGGAGGUUGUGAAUGAAAGUGAAGAGCUAUUUUCUCCUUCAGAAUCUGAGUCUCCCUCUCUGCUGCUGUCACACUGGAACACACAAGGACACACUGAAACGGGUGAGAUGCAAGAAGGUGAAGGGAAAAGGGAGUUGAGAGAUGAAGGGAACGAACACUCAAACCCUGCUACACACACUAAAGGAGGGAGACAAGAUUUCACACAAGAUCGAGGGAAAGAGGAGACAAAUGGAGGAGAAGAGGAUGAGAACAGGAGAGUACAAAGAGAUGGUAGGCCGUGUGGAGAGAACAGUAAUAAUGAUACCGAACAACACGCAGGAGAGAAAACAGACAGUGAACAAACUCAUGACGUGGAAGUAAAGGAAGAAAAACGUGGGAUGGGAGGAGAUGAAAAGGGUGUGGGCCUCCUGGACUCUUGUACGCUAGUGGAAGGACUACUUUUCCCAGUGGAAUACUAUAUCCGAACCACAAGACGUAUGACAUCUUCACAGAGCCAGCCCGACAUUCAGGCCAUCAACCUCUCCCAGUUUAUCACGGGACGACGUCGCAGGAGCCGGGGACGUGGCGGACAGACACGCAACGGUGAACGUUCAGAUCAACGCGCAGAUUUGCAGUCACAGGCUGCUGACACGUCCGUUGAGCUCAGUCAGACCUCCAGUGAGAUAUCGGAUCAGAUCUCGGUUAGUGAGACCAACACGGAUGCCUUUUCAUGCCCUACUGUCCGCACCGCUCGUCCAGGGAGAGGCAGGGGGAGGAGGAGGGGGAGAGGUAGGGGCAGAGGGAGACCUCAGACCCCACGAUGCUCUCUUAGUUUAGACACCCAUCAUCCAGGCCUUGAACAAACCUCAGAUGAUCCUCAGCCCACCAGCACUCCACUCUCCUCCGACCAGUCUCUCCAUGGAGCUGAUAGAGAAAAGCCUUGCCUCAAUCCAGAAGAAGCUGUUCCGGUGCCAGAAGACGCCCAGAAUGCAUCCACCCACAGCGCAGCUACACAGCCUUCCUCUCAGGUUAACGGAGCUCAGUCCAGCCCUGCGUCUGGACAGCAGGGGAAGGUCUAUCCCAUCUUUCUUAAGAGCAGCGACAAGACUAACAGAUCCACACAGAGGAACACAAGUGCAGAGAGCUGGCGAUCUCUCCUCUUGCCCUCCUCUCCAGCCGCACAAACGUCUCCGCUUCCUCUCCCGUCUUUAUUCCCCGGCCCGCUGGUCAACGACCUGGCGAACUUCGACAUGCAUCAAGAUUUUCAUCUCCCCGAUGACCAGUUUGCUUCCCUGAAACUUCACAAACUUCGCCGAGUCGCUGUGGAAUCAGGAGUAGAACAUUUCUCAUCGCCGUCUCAUAACACGCGUGGCAGCAACCGGCGCUCCGACACCCACUACGGCAGCGACUCAGUGACGCCUCUACCGCUCCCGCUCAGCCUCACACCCACAGUCGACAAAGCACCCCAUCCCUAUAAAGACAAAGAGGCACAGCUCACAGAUAAACUGACAAGCCCGUCCUUAGCUGAAGAGUCGUUUGAUACGACAGAAACCCCCGGAGAGCAGCAGACUGACAACCUUAAUACAGAGUGCCAGAGUGACACAAGCUCAACAGAAUCAGCUGUUAACUAUGUAGAUAAAUAUACAGAGCAAGACCCUGUGACUCUGAACACUCAUAGUAAGAGCGGUGUCUCAGCCAGCGACACACACAGACCUGUGGACCACCCUGUCAAAUCUCAGACCUCUAUGAACUUCGCAGACAAACAUGCAGGCAAAGAGAGCGAUAAACCUAAAAUUAAACAACCAGCAUCAGAAGAACAAACAGAUUGUUCUGUUGUGGUCCAUCCUUUGGAGGAUCAGAGGCCUACAAACCACCAAAAAGAAGAUAAAGCUUUCAUCGAGACUCUUCCCUUCUCUGAUCACCCUCCACAGGAAUCCCCCGAGGGCGCUUCUAACAACUGCUCCGCUGCACAGGCAUGCAGCGAUACUGAAGAGUCUCCUGUGAAACUGCCGAAAUCUUGCGUCAAAGAUUCAAAGGAACCUUCUGAACCCGCGACAAAUCUUCUAACAGAGAGAGUAGUGGAAAAUAAAAAUCAGGAGAAGCUUUUACCGCAGCACAGCGUCCACUCUCAGCUCUUACUAAGCCCCCCUCCGGCCUCAGCACCCUGCCCCCUCAUAACCCCACACCUGCCCUCAUCCGCUCUCCUCUCCAGCCCCACGCUACCGUCCCUAGGAUUCACCCCGCACCCCGUCGCCGUCGCCCUCCCACUCACCUCCUCUCCCUCCGCCCCUUCUCUCACCCUGCCUCCCCCUCACAGCCCGUCCACCCAGGCCCUCUCCCCUCCAGCUCUCUCUCCCUGUGCAUCCCUCACUUCCCUACCUCCCGUCUCGCCCUUCGCUCAGAUCCGAGCCCUCUCAGAGAUUCCAGCUACAGAUGAUCGGUUCCAGACCGCCUCCGACAUCCAGGUGCAGGGCACGGGUGGGCAGGUGGGGGCAAGAACAGAGGAAACAGCAGAUGAACGCAUGAGUUGCACACAGUUAUUAAAGGCCCCAGCAGGAGGCUGUCUGGUGGACGCGUGCUGUCUGCUCGGAUCCUCAGGCAGUUUGUUUGUAGCAGCAGCAGGAAAGUGGGCCGUGUGUUUGUGGAGUCAGACUUCAGCAUCCGAAUGGUGCCUAACACACACAUGGACCUUCAAUGAGCCGGUGAUCAACGUGUUUCCUGUCCCGGAUGCUGCCGGACUGAUGUGUGUGACUCUGGGUCAGCUGGAGAUCAGAGAAGUGAGGAUGCUGUCGUGCUCCAGCCUCUCACAUGUGCUGCUGUGCGAGGGCGUCAUCCAGGCUGUUGUGGCUGUCCCCGGGUCCAGAGUGGUCAGCUCCUCCUACUCAGCGUGUGGUUCCACGCUGCAGGUGUUCACACUGUCAGACAGCAACAGCACACAGAGCUCUCAGCCUCUCGCGUCUCCUGGUGUUUGUGUCGGGGCCAUCGCUCCGGUGGACGGACUUUCAGAUGCUCUGAUCGGUACUGAUGAGGGCGGAUGCCUCUUUGUUUGGAAUUUAAAGACUGGACAACUGCUGCGGAGAAUCGUCCUCGGAGACGGUUUAUCACACACGGCCUGUCUCAGAGGAUACUCCUACUGUGGAGUGUUAUUAGUCCUGCUGCAGCAUCACUUUCUCAGCUCCCUGGAGGAAGAAGAAAAAGAGGCCAAAGCAAAAGAUCAAAGGUUUUUGAAGGAGGAGGAGAAGGAAGAAGAGAGGAAGAAGACAGCGCUGUUCUCCUUGGUCGCCGUUAACCCUCUGAGCGGAAAAUCUGCUCUGGCUACCCGGCUGUAUCCGCCCAAAGCCUGGUCCGGCAGGCUGUGCGAGGCCGACGUUAACAGUUCCAGCGUGGUGGGCCUGAGUCAGAGCGGCUGCGUGUGCGUGUGGGAGCUCGGGCGCCGGGGGGAUUCGAGGAUGGUGUGGGCUCCCGAGAGCGAAGGCUGGCAGCUGGCUCGAUGGGGAUGCGGGGACACACUGAUGACCGGCCAUCACAACGGAGACGUCACGCUACACUUGUGCAGAAGGAGUCAGACUUCACAGACAGUGUAGUCUCUCAUAUUACUUUCUGUCACUGUUUGACUGUUUACAGGAAGAGUUUAACACAGUAUCAGCUGACAGACGCCUUUAAAAUACUACAACAUCACACUCGGUCAUUGCACUUAUACAGUUUUAAGUUAAAUUUCUGUCUUCAAUUAGUUGGCACUACUCCUACAGCUAAGAUAUGGGAGUUAUUGUUCUGUAAACUGAACAUAUCCUAUAAGUCAGUGUUUUGCUGGUUUCCUCCAACAUUUAGAGAUGAUAUGACUGAUGUUUUUAGAGCACCAGUGUAACAAACUGGAUGUCGACUGUAUGUCAGAUUUCCACUUUUUUAGACUACUGUAACCCCAGACUGAAAACCAAAUUUGUAUUUUUUUACUGCUGCUGCUGCUAUUUCAACUGUUCUUUAUUGUGCUUACUUGAAAACAAAUUGUUAUAUUUAAAGAAAAAAAAAAGUGUGUUUUUAUAAUUUACAUUAAACAUUUGUGAAUUCA
Messenger RNA from Thunnus maccoyii (southern bluefin tuna), 4745 nucleotides. It is a transcript of the gene palb2, whose product is annotated as partner and localizer of BRCA2. The transcript has 13 exons. Gene Ontology annotation, molecular function: DNA binding; protein binding. The coding region runs from base 115 to 4263 and encodes 1382 amino acids. Gene Ontology annotation, biological process: double-strand break repair via homologous recombination. Lineage: Eukaryota; Metazoa; Chordata; Actinopteri; Scombriformes; Scombridae. The record is from RefSeq and is a predicted model, not a curated record. Gene Ontology annotation, cellular component: nucleoplasm.